CCGGUCGGAUUCUGGCCCCACCCAGCUGUCAAGGAACAGCUGGCGACAAUCGGAGGGAGAAGCAGGCGGUAAUUGAAAUGUGGUACCAGCUGUGUGGGGGUUCCCUAGGCCUGGGUUCUGAGGAAAACGCAAUGGUGACCAUGGACUUGGGCUCCCCCCCGCUCCCUAAGAAGAGCCUGCCUAUCUCUGGGGCCCUGGAACAGGUGGCCAGUCGGCUGAGCAGCAAAGUGGCUGCAGAGGUUCCUCAUGGCAGCAAACAGGAGCUGCCGGACCUCAAGGCCCAGAGCCUGACCACCUGCGAGGUCUGCGGUGCCUGCUUUGAGACCCGCAAGGGCCUGUCCAGCCACGCGCGCUCCCACCUGCGGCAGCUGGGAGUAGCGGAGUCGGAGAGCAGCGGUGCGCCCAUCGACCUCCUCUAUGAGCUUGUGAAGCAGAAGGGCCUGCCCGACGCUCACCUUGGGCUGCCCCCAGGUCUGGCUAAGAAGUCCAGCUCACUGAAGGAGGUGGUCUCCGGGGGCCCCCGGCCCAGCCUGCUCACCCUGGCCAAGCCCUUGGAUGCACCGGCUGUCAACAAAGCCAUCAAGUCACCUCCUGGCUUCUCAGCCAAGGGCCUGGGCCACCCACCCAGUUCUCCGCUCCUCAAGAAGGCAUCGCUGGCCCUGGCGGGCUCUCCUACCCCCAAGAAUCCUGAGGACAAGAGCCCCCAGCUAUCCCUGAGCCCCCGGCCAGCCUCCCCAAAGGCACAGUGGCCUCAGUCUGAGGAUGAGGGACCCUUGAACCUCACUUUAGAUAGUGACGGGGGCAGAGAGCUGGACUGCCAGCUGUGCGGUGCCUGGUUUGAGACCCGCAAGGGCCUGUCCAGCCACGCCCGUGCCCACCUGCGCCACCUGGGCGUCAGCGACCCGGACGCCAAGGGAUCCCCCAUAGACGUGCUCCACGGGCUCAUCAGGAGGGACGGCGUCCAGAUCCGCCUCCCACCCGGGCGCGGCGCCCUGGCCCAGCUGGGGCGGCCUCCUCCCGCCUCUGCGGCCCUCUCCUUGCUCCCCCCCCCACCGCCGGCCAAGAAGGCCAAGCUGAAGGCCGCGGGUUUGGCCAGCCCCUGGGGGAAGCAGGACCUCUCGGCCGCCGCAGCCGCCGGCAUUUUCUGGGCCUCUGAUGUGGAGCCGUCUCCUCUCAACCUCUCCUCGGGCCCAGAGCCAGCACGAGACAUCCGCUGUGAGUUCUGCGGCGAGUUCUUCGAGAACCGAAAGGGCCUCUCAAGCCACGCACGCUCCCACCUGCGGCAGAUGGGCGUGACCGAGUGGUAUGUCAAUGGCUCACCCAUCGACACGCUGCGGGAAAUCCUGAAGAGACGGACCCAGUCUCGGCCUGGUGGACCCCCUAACCCGCCAGGGCCCAGCCCAAAAGCCCUGGCCAAGGUGAUGGGCAGCGGAGGUCCUGGCAGCUCACUAGAAGCCCGCAGCCCCUCGGACCUUCACAUCUCACCCCUGGCCAAGAAGCUACCACCGCCACCAGGCAGUCCCCUGGGCCACUCACCAACUGCCUCUCCUCCCACGGCCCGGAAGAUGUUUCCAGGUCUGGCCACACCCUCCCUGCCCAAGAAGCUGAAGCCUGAACAAAUGAGGGUGGAGAUCAAGCGGGAGAUGCUGCCAGGGGCCCUUCAUGGGGAGCCACACCCAUCUGAGGGUCCCUGGGGUGCACCGCGGGAAGACAUGACACCCCUGAACCUGUCGUCCCGGGCAGAGCCAGUGCGCGACAUCCGCUGCGAAUUCUGCGGUGAGUUCUUCGAGAACCGCAAGGGCCUGUCCAGCCACGCCCGCUCCCACCUGCGGCAGAUGGGCGUGACUGAGUGGUCCGUCAACGGCUCACCCAUCGACACGCUGCGGGAGAUCCUCAAGAAGAAGUCCAAGCCGUGUCUCAUCAAGAAGGAGCCGCCAGCUGGAGACCUUGCCCCUGCCCUGGCUGAGGAUGGGCCCCCCACAGUGGGUCCUGGGCCCCUGCAGUCCCCAUUGCCACUGUCACCCCUGGUUAGCCGGCCAGGCAAGCCAGGUGCAGGCCCAGCCCAGGUUCCCCGUGAGCUCAGCCUGACGCCUAUCACUGGGGCCAAACCCUCAGCCACUGGCUACCUGGGUUCAGUGGCAGCCAAACGACCCCUGCAGGAGGACCGCCUCCUCCCAGCAGAGGUCAAGGCCAAGACCUACAUCCAGACUGAACUGCCCUUCAAGGCAAAGACCCUCCACGAGAAGACCUCCCACUCCUCCACUGAGGCCUGCUGUGAGCUGUGUGGCCUCUACUUUGAAAACCGUAAGGCUCUGGCCAGCCAUGCACGGGCACACCUGCGGCAGUUCGGCGUGACCGAGUGGUGCGUCAACGGCUCGCCCAUCGAGACGUUGAGCGAGUGGAUCAAACACCGGCCCCAGAAGGUGGGCGCCUACCGCAGCUACAUCCAGGGUGGCCGCCCCUUCACCAAGAAGUUCCGCAGUGCCGGCCAUGGUCGUGAUGGUGACAAGCGGCCACCCCUGGGGCUGGCACCUGGGGGCCUGGCCAUGGUUGGCCGCGGUGCUGGUGGGGAGCCAGGCCCUGAGGCCGGCCGGGCAGCUGAUGGUGGUGAGCGGCCUCUGGCAGCCAGCCCACCAGGCACUGUGAAGGCCGAGGAGUACCAGCGGCAGAACAUCAACAAAUUUGAGCGCCGACAAGCCCGCCCUCCAGAUGCUUCUGCGGCCCGGGGGGGUGAGGAGGCCAAUGACCUGCAACAAAAACUGGAGGAGGUGCGGCAACCACCACCCCGCGUCCGGCCGGUCCCCUCGCUGGUGCCCCGGCCCCCUCAGACAUCACUCGUCAAGUUUGUUGGCAACAUCUACACCCUCAAGUGCAGAUUCUGUGAGGUGGAAUUCCAGGGCCCUCUCUCCAUCCAGGAAGAGUGGGUGCGGCACUUACAGCGGCACAUCCUGGAGAUGAAUUUCUCCAAAGCAGACCCUCCACCUGAGGAGUCCCCGGCCCCGCAGGCACAGACAGCGGUGGCAGAGGCUCCCUAACACAAAAACAUUCCAGAUCCCCUCUUGUCCCACCUCUGUCUCCUCUUCUUCCUCUUCCGUGUCCUCUUCCCUCUUUUCCCUCUGUCUUUUCCGUUUCCAAAGGAGCAAGCCAAAACCUCAAACCGGCACCCCUUGGGGGCCGGGCACACUACAGCCGGGGUGCCGGGAGCCAGCUAGCUGCCCUUCCCCCAGCCUGAGGACUCUGGGGCCACAGGGUGUCUUCCUUCAGCCCAUGCCCACCUGGUCCAGCAGGGGCAGCAGCCAGGUCUCUGGUGGCAGCCGAUCCGGUCACAGGGGAGGAUGGCACUCCCCGAUAGCACUCUAGCAGCCAGGCAGGGCUAUGUCUGCCAUCCGUGGCCAUUUGCAAAGACCCCAAAGACCCCUGUUCUGGUUCCCUCUCACCCCCAUGAAUAUCCUCUCAAACGCAUGUACAUGCGAACACACACACACGCACCUCGUGAGACUUGGGAUCUGCCCCAGCCCCCCAGUUCCCGAGUUGAGCGACCAUGACCACAUCAUGCCACGGUGCUUGCUCAGGGGAAGCUACGCUCCCUCUGUGGGGCCCGAUGGGGCCCGGGAGCCCCCCACUGAGCCCACAAUGCCACGGAAAUCCUUGUUGGCUGCCCCACCAGAGGGGCCUUCCCAGCUGGGAAGAGCUCAGAGCUGACAGCUGCCUCCUGCCAUGUCAAGGCCUCUCAAGAGCCUCAGGGGCUCCAGGGCCUGGGAGGGUGGGGUGGGGGGUGGGACUCUCCUCCCCCACUCCUGCCCCCCUUCCCCUUUUCACUGUUGCUUUCUAUGUAUAGCUCCCUAGACCUUUCACUUUUUUAAAAACGCGUUUUGUGUAGAGAAUAAGGAACGUGGAUCUUUUUAUUUUGCAAUCCUGGGCCAGCUAGAAACCGGGAGCUGAUUGACCUUUUAACUUUUUUCAGUGGCCACAUUUUGGUUAUUGAUGUACCUAGAAGUAUGUAAAUUAGAUUAAAUUUCUCUUCUGGAAACACCCCGGG
Carlito syrichta (Philippine tarsier) is the source of this 4039-nucleotide messenger RNA. RefSeq names its product widely interspaced zinc finger motifs (gene WIZ). Gene Ontology annotation, cellular component: nucleus. Gene Ontology annotation, biological process: regulation of transcription by RNA polymerase II. The transcript has 9 exons. Bases 78 to 3035 code for a protein of 985 amino acids. The record is from RefSeq and is a predicted model, not a curated record. Lineage: Eukaryota; Metazoa; Chordata; Mammalia; Primates; Tarsiidae. Gene Ontology annotation, molecular function: DNA-binding transcription factor activity, RNA polymerase II-specific; RNA polymerase II cis-regulatory region sequence-specific DNA binding.